AUGCCUAUCAGAGGCCGGACCCUUGGUAUGUCCAUCCACGAUGCUGGCUCAUCGAUGGAGGACGAUAUCAACGCAUUUCUCAACCACGCUCUCAACAGCUCUAUCCCGGAUGGAGACUGCCUCAUCGAUGAGGCCAAGACUCGAGCUGCUGGCCUCGAGCAUUCGCUGCAAGACGGCGAUGCUGGAAACAACCAAUACUUUGCUCCUAUCCAAGUCCCCAAUCAAUGCCCGCAAAUCAACAACUUCGAUGGCAACAACAGCCCGCGAGACGCUACCUUCACUAGGUCUAUUGCUCGAGAUUUCCAGUCUCCCUCCGCAGGCCCCUACGACCGCAUCCCUUUCGUCAGACCUGUGCCUGUGCCGGCCACCGAGUUCUCCACUGAUCAAGACCAUGAUCACAACGAGGCUUUUCAGCAGCUGCAACGGCAGCCACAGCACAAUGGCCCGCUCAAUAGGCCUCUGACUACAAAGAGCUCCAAGCUCUCAAGUGCCUCGAGGGUCCCCCACCUGUCCAGCACAUCAGAGCAUCAUGUUGGAGCUUCCUCCAGCAAUUUGGUGACUCUCAAGCCUAAUCAAAACGACCGUAGCAACGAGCGGGAGUUGAGCCGGCCAGCCGGGAUCAGGAAGCCGUUGAGGUUUGAUGGCAAUGUCCAGCAGCGUGCUGGUCAACAUCUUGCUCGUGCCAAUGGGGUCAAUGGCGUGUUGGAUCAUGGUAUGGUGUCUACUGGGACCAGUAACCGUGCCAGGAUCCCUCAAGCUAACGGCAUCCUUCCCAAUGGCCACGCCCGUCUUCCACCGCUUCGACUGUCCCGCGCCCAAUAUCGCGCCCUCGGUACAUAUGCGAUGACCCAUGGCAUGCGCGUACCGUUCAAGAAAGGGCUUGGUCUGCCCAAGUAUGGUAGGCUGGCCUACAUGGGACCCGGUCGGUUGGUGAUCACGGCGUCCAAGGACGACAAGAACAUCGGAGUCACUGCUGCAGGUGACGGUAACAAAAUCGAAAAUGUCAGCAGCCAUGCUUAUCAGCACGAGAUGGUAAGUGUGAGCGAGCUGAACACUCCGCGGAUGCAUACGAUGCCACAGCUGCCGGCUGCUGCCCCUAUCCUCUCCUCCAGAGCAGAUUAUGAGCACCUAAACUCUGCUUAUGCUUAUGCUACUCCCGACGGCUAUUAUGGGCAGCCUUCCAAGGCGAUAGGCUCUCAGCAGACCUCUGCCAACACGGACACCGGGCCAACUAUCGCGGGUAGCAACAAAGCUGGAUCCAACCUCCUGGACCUUACGCCCCUUGAGCCCACAGACCUAGACGCCUUCGAUCUCGAGCUCGCUGCCAUUCUCACCGGCGCCGGCUUCUCCGAUCUCACGUCCUCUGUCCCUGCUCACGCCGGCGAUGAGAACACCAGAACGGAUAAUGGCUUCAGUGUGGCACCUUCGGCUACCCAGCACAUCCAGCACUCCAACCUAUCAAACUUUGAUGCAGCUCAUAUCAGCGCUGCAACACCCAUCAACUUUUCCCCUCCUCAGACAUUUUCGCAGCUCGAUCAGCGCCUCGACUCCAACCACUUCUAUCCUCGAUUGCAACCACAGCUCUCAACCCCUACCGACUUUGGCCCCGACACCGGCUUCGACAUCAUCGACGAUCUGUCAGACAGCGACGAUUACGAGGCCAGCUUCGUCGACAAUUCCGGUAGCGAGGCUGCACUGCCGCAGUGGCACGCAUCAUAUCCCCAUCCGCUACCACCCCAGCCCAACGCCAGUGCUUCCUUCGAGCCGCAGACUCAACAAGGCGUAGAGGUCGUGCAAGGUUCCGACUCUCAAAAGACAGCCGCUGGCACCCCAGCCAUGCCCCUCGAGCAGGUCGCUUUUCCUGUCCAGGCUCCCGAGCACGAGUCGCUGGCCACCCAAACCGAGUCUAUGCUUGUGCCGGCGCUCAAUUUAGACCACCAACGUGCGGCGCAAGCCCCUGUCCUGCCGGCCUCCCACCAGGCCGAGAUGACCCAAGACCCAGACCUAGAGCUGCAGCUGCAGCCUGGGCAAGAACCACAACCACCACAGCAAGGGCAGAGCUACGAAGAGCUAACGGCCGAGUUCCUCGCGCAGUACGGCGGCUUUGGCGCCACCGAGAUCGAGGCUGAGGAUGAGCCCUUCUGA
Cyphellophora europaea CBS 101466 is the source of this 2145-nucleotide messenger RNA. RefSeq lists its product as uncharacterized. The record is from RefSeq and is a predicted model, not a curated record. The transcript is spliced from 3 exons. Bases 1 to 2145 code for a protein of 714 amino acids. NCBI's taxonomy places the organism in Eukaryota, Fungi, Ascomycota, Eurotiomycetes, Chaetothyriales, Cyphellophoraceae.